This is a messenger RNA of Pseudoliparis swirei, 822 nucleotides long. It is a transcript of the gene arpc3, whose product is annotated as actin related protein 2/3 complex, subunit 3. The transcript is spliced from 7 exons. The record is from RefSeq and is a predicted model, not a curated record. NCBI's taxonomy places the organism in Eukaryota, Metazoa, Chordata, Actinopteri, Perciformes, Liparidae. Gene Ontology annotation, molecular function: actin filament binding. Gene Ontology annotation, biological process: Arp2/3 complex-mediated actin nucleation; regulation of actin filament polymerization. Gene Ontology annotation, cellular component: Arp2/3 protein complex; cytoskeleton. The coding region runs from base 98 to 634 and encodes 178 amino acids.
UCCUGUAAAGCUGAAGGGUGGGACAGGCGGAAGCUGGGUCCUACCGUGCUACUGUUUUCCUCUCGCUGAGCAGUUGGACUGAUAUUUAUCACUCAACAUGCCGGCGUAUCACUCGAGCCUGAUGGUCCCCGAUACCAGGAUGGUGGGGAACAUGGCUUUGCUUCCUCUUAAAACCCAGUUCAAGGGACCUGCUCGAGGAGACGGUAUCGAGUCGGACAUCAUCGAUGAGGCCAUCUACUACUUCAAGGCCAAUGUUUUCUUUAAGAACUAUGAAAUCAAGAAUGAGGCAGACAGGACGCUGAUCUACGUCACGCUGUACAUUUCUGAAUGCCUGAAGAGGCUACAGAAGUGCAGCUCCAGGAGCCAGGGAGAGAAGGAGAUGUACACUCUGGGCAUCACUAACUUCCCCAUUCCUGGAGAACCUGGCUUCCCUCUCAAUGCUAUGUAUGUCAAACCUGCAAACAAGCAAGAGGACGAGACGAUGAGGGCGUACCUCCAGCAGAUCCGCCAGGAGACCGGCUUGAGACUAUGUGAUCGCGUGUUUGAUCCCCAGACAGACAAACCCAGCAAGUGGUGGGUGUGCUUUGUCAAAAGGCAGUUCAUGAAUAAAAGUCUGUCAGCUCCUGGACAGUAAAUGACUCAGGACUCCGUUUCUACUCUACACCUGCAAGAUCGAUGGAGUUUUCUUUUGAGUGUGGAUGGGUCUGCUCCUUUGUUGUUGCUAAAAUGAUUUUAUAAUCUGAGUAAGAAUAUAUCUUGUUUGGAUGUUGACCAUAUUGAGCUGGUGCUUAAUUCAAUAAAGCAAUCAUGGAUAUUGGAAAA